Molecule: messenger RNA, 879 nt
Organism: Symbiodinium necroappetens
Lineage: Eukaryota; Dinophyceae; Suessiales; Symbiodiniaceae
Source: the annotation of a GenBank genome assembly
AUGUACACCGUCCGCUUGCUACAGCUCUCUGGAUCGUCCUUCACAGAAUUCGAGCUUGCACCUUCUGCCUGCAUCGGUGAGGUGCUGCAAAGGGCUCGUGGUUCCCUCGGAUGCGACCCAAAAACUCGGCUGCAGCUGCUUUUCGAAGAUCGGCCGCUAGAAACGCAGGAGACGCUGGUCUCCCUGGGCCUACCGGGCCCUCCCUUUCAGGUGGAUCUGCAGCUCCUGCAACUGCAACAGCCUACGCUUGUUGAGCGCAUUGACAUGCAGACCUCUGACUUCCAGCGAGUUGAUAUUGGCAUUUGCGGGCAGCGUGGGGCUGGCAAAACAAGCUUCUUGAACCAGUAUGUGGAUCACCGUUUCCAUGCCGAGCGCUUUCAGAGCGUCAUUUCCGUGGACUUCAGGGUUGCGAACCUCCGGGUCGCGAAGGAUGACUCUGAGAACAUGGUUCCCGUGAAGCUUCUCCUCUGGGACCUACAUGGAAUUCACAACGCUUCGAAUCCUGUGCUGCAUCCUAGCAUGUUCCGGCGCAAGGCUGCCAUAAUCUUCGUGGCGGACCUGGAGAGACUGCAUCUUUAUGAGAUUCAGAGCUUGCUCGACUUGUCCGCAUCGGAAGCUGUCUCGGAGAGAGUCUUGGUCGGCAACAAGGCGGAUGUCGCUAAACCUGGGGCCACUGAAGCGGUCGAGGCUUUCGCUGCGAAAAGGGGCCUGUGGUACUUCGAGGCCUCUGCCAAAGAUCACGAGAGUGUAGAAGCGGUUCUUCGGCACACGCUGCUUUCUGUGAUGGACAAGCUGGAGCUCAAUCUGACCCCUUUUCGCAGAGACCGCGUACUUGCCCCAGACCCACCGCCAGAGCGGUCGCGCUGCGCCUUGCAAUAG